Messenger RNA from Talaromyces rugulosus, 840 nucleotides. RefSeq lists its product as uncharacterized. Bases 1 to 840 code for a protein of 279 amino acids. The transcript has 3 exons. Lineage: Eukaryota; Fungi; Ascomycota; Eurotiomycetes; Eurotiales; Trichocomaceae. The record is from RefSeq and is a predicted model, not a curated record.
AUGCCUUGGUCAAAGGCUGCCGAUAUAAAAAAGCUCCAUAGCAUCUACCCCGGUCCAACCACGGCAAUUCUCGCUGGCCGUAAUGGAGCCGUCUAUUACAUCCAUACCGCUGAUCUAGCGUCGUCUAAUUCAAAGCUAAUACGUUGCCAAUUUAUAAUGGAGAGCCCAGGAGCCUCACAGGCAGCGAUCGACUGGAGAGGUUAUGAGGAGGUAGUCAUUGAGCGUGUGCUCGAAUAUCUCUCGACCCGCGACUAUCCUGUAUUACAGGGCGACGGUCAAUACUGUUACACAGGGACAGUAGGACCGGAACAAGCUGCCUGGGAAGAGCGCACUGGCAUCAAGGGACAUUCUUGGAUGAGAUCCAAUCAUGCUUACGGGACGUAUCAAGCAAUGCGUGAUGCGGCUUUAAUGGGCGGAAACGUUGGGGCUGAGAUGAUGUACCAGGCCAAAAUGUUCUUUUUUGGAAAUCGCUAUGAAGAGACCUCGCUCGAAUGCGUAGCAUUGUCACGUGUCUUAGUUGCGUUUCAAGUACUUAUUGACUUAAAGCAACCAAUGUUUCCUUAUUUGGGACAUGUAAUUCAUUUAAUUUACUCGGCACCACUUAUAAACGAGUUUGGUAAAGAUGUUAUUUCUAAUCUUGUUGGGAGAAACCUGGUAGAGAUUUCCGAGAAAGAGCUUGAUUUACUUCUUUGUAAAGGGGAUGAAUUUGCAAUGGAUGUCACAAAUGCUGUGUCUAGAAGGGUUGAUGAACAAAACGAGAAAAUCGAGAAAGAGAUUGCUUUGAAGGCGGCUCUUCUCGGCAAGAUUAAAAAAUUAAGGGGGUUGGGUUCAAAAAAAUAA